UUAAAACCGCUGUUUAUGCGAAAAAAAAAAACAUGUUGAAUUAGUUUUGCUUGCUUAAAUUGAAGAAACCUAAAUAAAUAUGCGUCCCAAGCUAAGCAUAAGAGAGGAAGUGGAACAGCUCUUUGAAAAGAAGUUCCAAUAUCAAAAGCCAAAGACCAGCGCCUGGUUGCUGCCACAGCAAGAGCCGCUCUUCAGCGAAUUCUACCAGUACGAGUCGCUGCAGGAGCUCAAGGAACAGUUGAAUCGCAUCAAGAGCAAACUGAACAAUUAUGGAGUGCAGGAGUGGAGCACACACACAAAUCGCCGCGAUCCGUCGGGCGAGAUCUCCUGGCGACUCAAAAACGAAACAAAAGCCGAAUUUGUGACCGUGGCUUGGUGCAAGAUCUUCGAGUGCAUGCAUCGUUUUCCACUGGUCACCCAGCCGGAACUGAAUAGUCUACACCUAUGCGAGGCGCCGGGCGCCUUUGUUGCCGCUCUGAACCAUUAUCUGCACUCGGUCUACAAACAGGAUGAGAUCAAAUGGCGCUGGCGUUCCACUACCCUGAAUCCCUACUAUGAGGGCAAUGCACUGAAUGAGAUGAUAACCGACGACCGCUUCAUAUUCCACACGCUGGACAAUUGGCUCUUCCACAAGGACUUCACGGGCAAUCUGCUUAAUGUGGCCAACAUAGAGCACAUGACGGAACGUUGCGCCAAGGAUUUCCCAGCGGGCGUGCAAUUAAUCACGGCAGAUGGCUCAAUCGAUUGCUCGGCACAGCCCGAUUGCCAGGAGGAGAUCGUCGCGCAUCUAUUGUUCGCUGAGAUCCUAAGUGCACUCAGCAUACUGAGCACGGGCGGCAAUUUUGUGAUCAAAAUGUUUACGCUGUUCGAGGCAUGCAGCGUUUCGGUCAUGUAUAUGCUGAACUGUGUAUUCCAGCGGGUGCAUAUCUACAAGCCGGCCACAUCGAAGCGCGGCAAUUCGGAGGUCUAUGUGAUUUGCCUGAACUACCAAAAGGAUGCAGCCGAUCUGCCGCGUCUGCUGAAGGCCAUGCGAGCUAAGCUCGCACAGCCCAACGAUGCCAUGGUCAUGCCUCUGUUUGGCAAGGCGCAAAUACCAAACGACUUUUUGCUGCAGCACAAUAUCGGCUGCCGACUCUUUCUGAAGCUGCAGGAGGAGGCAAUCGAGAGCAGCAUCUAUGCGUACGAGUCCAAGGAUCGCUACUAUCUGCGUCAUUUGCAUCAGCUGCGCGGCGUCGUCUCCUCCAUGUACUACAAUCGCUACAAGGUGCGCCCGCUGGCCGACGAACUGUGCAUUGUCAGGCAGCAGGACAUCAACAAGGCGCUGGGCUUUUCGGUGCCCGUCUAUGGUGGCUCCUAUACGGAGCGUGAGCACCUCAAGCAGGGCGAUCUGCUCAAACAAAUAUACUGCCUGCGACGCGAGUUCAAUCAGCUGGAGAAGUGUCCCAGCGGCACGAACAGCUACAGCCAUGUCAAGGCGCACGGAGCGCCUCUCAAGCUGCAGCUGUGCCGCGGCGCGCCGGUGAGAGCACUGCAGAGCAGUCUCUUUGCAUCGGAGCCGGUGCUGCUGCUGCGUUUGCGCCUUCUGGACACCUUCGAGCUUGAUCCGCUCUGGCAAACUGCGCCCAAGUGCUUGUUCUUCGAUGGCAACAACAGCAAUAUGCAGACGUUAGAUUACGCACCCGCCAGCGACGAUGAUGAGUCAACAUUUCAUAAGGUUCAACGACAUUUCUUUGUCAUGCUAAUUGAGUCAUUGCUGGCACAACGCCCGGCGAAAAUAGUCUUCCACAAGUUUCUGUUUCUCACCCACUAUGCGGCGUCUGUGCUCCUGCUGCUGGCCGAGCACAUCUUCGAGCACACCCAAUUCGAUAACAGCGGCACACUGCAGACCAUAACGCUGACUGGGCCGCUGCUGGAGGCCAGUGCAGAAGCACUGGAGCAGCUGCAGCAACUGCAGCAGGUGCUGAGCAGCGAUGUGGACGAGGCGCAGGAUGCACUGCACAGCGUGUUGCCGUUGCAGCAGCUGCAGAAGAAUCAGUUCAGCAACGCGCUCAUCCAGUACAACAACAGCGUGCUGGUGGCCUGCUUUCGGCGCAUGCUGGGUGAGGAUGCGUUCCCCAGGCGCUUGAGCCGGGAUCAGGCACAUGCCGUGCCUGGCAUCAAAGAGACUGCGGCCGUCGUGUGUUAAUUAUGUAUACGUUUUUUUUUUUAAGUUUCUAACAGAUGAGAUUUUUGUUUACAU
Messenger RNA from Drosophila novamexicana, 2239 nucleotides. RefSeq names its product cap-specific mRNA (nucleoside-2'-O-)-methyltransferase 2 (gene aft). Gene Ontology annotation, cellular component: cytoplasm; nucleus. The record is from RefSeq and is a predicted model, not a curated record. Bases 80 to 2185 code for a protein of 701 amino acids. Gene Ontology annotation, molecular function: methyltransferase cap1 activity. The transcript has 3 exons. Gene Ontology annotation, biological process: 7-methylguanosine mRNA capping. NCBI's taxonomy places the organism in Eukaryota, Metazoa, Arthropoda, Insecta, Diptera, Drosophilidae.